Messenger RNA from Pestalotiopsis fici W106-1, 438 nucleotides. RefSeq lists its product as uncharacterized. The record is from RefSeq and is a predicted model, not a curated record. The coding region runs from base 1 to 438 and encodes 145 amino acids. NCBI's taxonomy places the organism in Eukaryota, Fungi, Ascomycota, Sordariomycetes, Amphisphaeriales, Sporocadaceae. The transcript has 2 exons.
AUGAGGACCAGCGGAAGCCUCACGAUUGGCGAAAGGGUCUUGACCGUGGCUCCGGAGCAGUCCUUUGGCUGGUACGAUCGCCAAGCUGGCUUCGGCGCCCCGGCCAACUGGACUUGGUUUCAGCUGCAUUUCCUGGGCUCUCUGAUCAAGGCCAGCAUCUGGGCCUGUGACUUGUUUGUUCUGGAUUACAAUCUCAAGGCCGACUGGGAAAACACGUGGACUUCGUACAAGACCAACAUCACGUAUUCGCAAAGUUGGCAGCUCGUGUUCGAGAACGGAGAUCGUUUGGAGGUAGAGUCGCUGCGACCAUAUCAAGAAACAUACGGUCCAAACGCCAUUGGGGACAGCGUGUAUGCUGGCACCAUAUUGGAUCGCGGUUCCUUCUUCGGGCAGAGGACUACCUAUGGUUUGGUUGAGAUGAUUACAAUCUCUGCUUAG